Amoebophrya sp. A120 is the source of this 2117-nucleotide messenger RNA. The record is from the annotation of a GenBank genome assembly. NCBI's taxonomy places the organism in Eukaryota, Dinophyceae, Syndiniales, Amoebophryaceae.
AUGUCUAAGUCAUCUUCUGUCUCCUCCCACAAGAUGCAGGGGUUCCAGCCAAACGAGCGCGCAGCGGCUUCGCCGACGCCGCGAACGCAGUCGAACAGCGGCAACGACGGUCGACAGCUCAAUGCGGGGGAUUCGUCAGUGGCGGACCCGUCAGGUAAAACCGGAUCCGUGUUUCUUUUGCCGAAUGCACAGAGAACGCACUCCUCGCGUGGGGCAUUGCACCGGCUAAAUGAGAAAGGCAUGACUAAAUGCGCAUGAUCAACAAAUACUACCAGGGUGUUCCAGUGGCAGUGAGCAAAGCGGGACAUUGGAGUGCCCGGAAGAAAAACAGCAUAUGCGGUCGUUUUUGGCGCGCGCUUUACCACCGCAAACAAGUCGUGUAGACGUUGGCACGCUCGCAGCCCCCUCCGGUAAAUUGAUUCGGUGAGAAGCCCCGUUUUUGUUUGGGGACAGAUGCUCAUGUAUGGAUGUCGGUCCUCGUCAGGGGAAUGUUUAUUUCCCUUUUGGACGACCACGCACCACCCAAAACAGGUAUCGUCGCUAGCACAGAGGACAUUGACGCAACGCUUGCGAAAACAGUUAAAGCAGCCAAAAGCGCGGCCCAAACGGUAAAGGCGUUCGCGAGCAAGAAAGUAGAGCCCGAAAAAAUUCACUGGGACGAACUGUCUGGCGAAAUUGAUCUCUCUGUCAUUCCUUCCGCGAAAGACGGGACAUUACCAGUGCAACUGCUAAAAAUCGAUCGCGCCACGAGUUCUGCCUCGUCCUCUUCAAAUUCGAGUGCGAUCACGAGGCAGGUCGCUGCCGGCGGCCUGUCCCUCCCUUCCGUCGGAGACGACUUGAUGCUGAGUGAGCGAGACAGCACUCGUAGAAGCUCGGCUCCUUCAGCUGACGCCGAGAAAGCAAACACGACGAGAGGCUCCCGGCAAACAAGCAGCAGUGCGGCUCGCGUUGUUUCAUCAAACGGGGAUGCUAUGUACUCCGUACACAGUUUCGCUUCCUUUGCCUCGGAGCAGCCAGGGCCGACGCUCAAGGAACAAACCGCGAGAAUGAGGUUGCGACACGCGACCGCGUCAGCGGUGCGGAGCGCGGAGGAGGAAUUAGGCAAAAUCGGUCGACCAAGUACGAGCAAAACCGCAACAGACAUUCCGCCGGGCAGCAGCAGAAACGAUGAGCCAGCGAGUAGCAGUACAAAAGAAUUAUCAUCCGACUGUUUCGUUGAGUACGGCGGGACGACAAGAAGUGCAGCUUCCCCGAGCCGCGAUGCACUGCUGUGCCGCACCUCAUCUUACGACCUGGGCCUCAACAACAGUUACGAGAACAAUUUUAGCACGGCCGGCUCGCUGUCACCGUUUCGGCGGGGCUUGUUAUUCGAGACGCAGACCCCCACGCCCGACAGAGAAAUCCAGGACGCCCAAGGACGGCUCGGCGGCGUGGCGUGCGGUUUGCGGGCCACCGCGCGGGCGUUGAGUUGGGACAGCAUGUCGGACCACACCUACGUUUCGAGCUCCACGGACGUGUCCCCAGUUUUAACGGAAAAUUCGCCAAACAAGCGGUCGACAAUCCACACGCAGAACCCCCUGGACGAAGCCCGACCCGUUCCCCUCAACCGAAACAUGCGCCGAAUUCACGCCGCGAACACGAUCUCCGGCGACGUAGUGGCAGUCGCGCGGGGCAAGCACGACGGCCGUUGUAGUUUGCCGAACGGGACGGCGGCGGCGAUCCCGUUGCGGGCCUUGCUUUCGCCGCGCCACCGUGCGCAGUUUGGGCCAGAUGACUUCACGGAAACAACAGGAGAGCUGUUGGGCGACCAGAAAAGUAUCUUAGCUGUUUGCGAUCGGAGUGUUAAAGAGGAAAUGUGUUUCUAGUUCGUUUGCCGAAACAGGCCGAGAUGAAGAUGCCCCCGUCUCGUGUCGAAUUUCGAUUUCAACUAUGUUUAGGAAGAAGUUUCAGUUUCGGUUUGAAAUCUUUUACCGUGUUCGCAUGCGCAAGAAAAAAAAAACGCAAAAAAAAAAAAAAACAGAAGCAGCGGAGGGCGUCGCACUUCUGCGACAACUGAAGAGCGGCCUCGGCAGCGGCACGGUGGGGCGGUGGGAGCCGCAACCUGUGGCGCCGAUUGA